AUGAUGGGCAUUCACAUCAUAUCUACUUUGCCCAUUCUGGCUUUUUUGUUCUUCCAACUGGCAGCAGGGCAAGAUGAACUGAUCAUCUCCACUGACAAAGGCAAAGUCAGAGGACUGAGGCUUCCUGUGCCGGGAGGUUCAGGGUACGUGGGGGCCUUCCUUGGGAUCCCCUAUGCCAAGCCUCCAUUGGACCUGCUUCGGUUCAAACGACCAGAGCCUGCUGAAGUGUGGAAUGGGAUACGAGGUGCCACCCGGUACUCCAAUUCCUGCUUCCAGGAACAGGAUUCAUUGUACCCAGGAUUCCCUGGAGCUGAGAUGUGGAAUCCCAACACCAGGAUUAGUGAAGACUGUCUGUACCUCAAUGUCUGGACUCCCUCAAUCAACCUCCAGAACCGAGCCAAACCGUUAGUCCCAGUUAUGGUGUGGAUCUAUGGUGGAGGCUUUUCCACAGGUACUGCCUCCCUCGAUGUGUACGAUGGGCGUGUCCUCAGCCAGUCGCAACAAGUGGUGGUGGUGUCUAUGAAUUACAGGGUAGGAGCAUUGGGUUUCCUAUCUCUACCUAAAAGUAAAAGUCUUAAAGGUAAUGCUGGUCUGUUUGACCAGCGCUUGGCUCUAAGCUGGGUGUCAAAAAACAUUGCUGCUUUUGGGGGCGAUCCAUCCUCCGUUACCUUGUUUGGGGAGAGUGCUGGUGCUGGCUCUGUGGGACACCAUUUGCUUUCGCAGGGCAGCCAUGGCCUGUUCACCCGCGCAAUUCUCCAGAGUGGCAGUCCCAAUGCCGUGUGGGCGACCGUGGAGCCAGCUCAGGCCUGGAACCGUUCUUUGACUCUGGCUCAGCUUCUGAACUGCCCACUUGGACACUUUUCAUCUGUUGAUGAAAUCGAGGCUUGCUUAAGAGCAGUUGAACCUGAGAAGAUAGUCAGUCUUCAAUUCAAUGUCAUUCCUGAUCCCAUGAUAAUAAGUGUGCCCUUUCCUCCAACAGUGGAUGGAGAAUUUCUGGUAGACAUGCCGAGUGUCUUAAUCCAGUCAGGACGUUUUCUAAAGACAGACGUUCUUUUGGGAUUGAACAAAGAUGAAGGGACAUACUUCCUUGUAUAUGGUGCACCUGGAUUUGGCAUCUAUAACCAGAGUCUUAUCAAUCGAGACCAGUUCCUCACGGGUGUAUCAUUGGGCCUCCCUGGUUUCAGUGACAUGGCCAGAGAGGCGGCUGCUUUUCAGUAUACGGAUUGGACCGAUGAGCAGAGCAAGCCAAAAAACAGAGAGGCCCUAGGCUGGUUGGUGGGCGACCACUAUUUUUCAUGCCCCUUACUGGAUUUUGCCCGUAGGUAUGUUGAGAAUGGUGGCAGAGCCCGAUUGUUCCUCUUUAACCAUCGCUCCAGCUUCAACCCAUGGCCUCGAUGGAUGGGUGUAAUGCACGGGGAUGAGAUCCCAUUUGUUUUUGGGAUUCCUCUGAACCAGACUUUAAGAUUCUCUAAGGAGGAGGAGGCCAUGAGCAGGAGGAUAAUGGAGCAUUGGAGCAACUUUGCUAGAAAUGGGGAUCCGAGUGUGGAGGGAGCAGAUUGGUCGCCAUUCAUGCUGGAACAUCAGCAGUAUGUCACGCUUAACACUGGCAUGUCACAAACACUCCGGAUGCUUAGAGCCCAGCAGUGCAAGUUCUGGGACAGUUUCCUGACAAAACUACAGUAUGUCACAGUGAGUAUUGAUGAAGUGGAGUUCCAGUGGAAGUCUCAGUUCCACCGCUGGCUUUCUUACAUGCUGGACUGGAAGAAUCAAUUUAACGACCAUGACUCUGUCAAAAAGCAACAGUGUGAAAACCUUUAA
Rhinichthys klamathensis goyatoka is the source of this 1818-nucleotide messenger RNA. Its product is annotated as cholinesterase-like. The record is from RefSeq and is a predicted model, not a curated record. Gene Ontology annotation, cellular component: plasma membrane. The transcript is spliced from 3 exons. Gene Ontology annotation, biological process: acetylcholine catabolic process; choline metabolic process. The coding region runs from base 1 to 1818 and encodes 605 amino acids. Gene Ontology annotation, molecular function: acetylcholinesterase activity. Lineage: Eukaryota; Metazoa; Chordata; Actinopteri; Cypriniformes; Leuciscidae.